AUGCGCCGCUCCUUAUCUCGCCCAGUGGCAAGAACUCAUUCUUAUACGCAUCAAGGAGAUUUUGAUAAUGGUGAAGACCCGCCGCCUUCUCCUUCUUCGUCUGAUUCGUCUGUAGACGAGGAAGAAGUCAAUCGACGCGUCAAGCCUUUCUGGCCUAAAUAUCAGGCUGUUUUCAGGUCCCGGGGGAUACGCCUCGACACUGUCAGAGACGUCAAGCUCUUCUACAAGCAACAACUAAAGGCAGGCUCCUCGACUCUUUAUCAUCCAUUUCACAGCCAAACAGAAUUUCAACAAAGCGACGACGCCCUAUGUCCUGACGCAGGUCUGCCUGACAAUUUAUUCCGAGGAAUCCGAAUAUCUGAUUCGAAGCGUGUGGUUGUCAAAGCCGUCCAUGCUGGCAGUCGCGAAUACAGCAUCGUCUAUAAAUUAUCACAACCACCAUUUCGAAACGACCCUAUGAAUCACACUAUCCCGGUGUUGGAUCAGUUUACAGUACCUGAAGAUGACAUGGCUUUCAUUAUCAUGGAAGAAUGGUCAACAAAUCUUGUUGCAAGUUUAGGUCCAUGCUGUAUGACUCGCUUUCUCUUGGCUAUGCGCCAAUGCAUAGAGCACGCUGCUUUUUUGCACAAACAUCGUAUUGCCCAUUUGGAUAUAUCCCUAAUGAAUCUCCUGACAGAUUAUCACGGACGUUAUGCAUAUAUAGAUUAUGAACUCAGCCGCCAUUUCGACAAUCUAUCUCCUUCUCUCAUAUAUAACUAUCGAGGAACAGAGUUGCCACCAGAGAGUGAAAGCAGUACUGGGAUUGAUCCAUAUAAGGUCGACGUGUGGGCAUUGGGUGUUUUGAUAUUGCGAGCAUGCAAGUUGACUGGAUAUUGGAUCCCGGAGCUUAUGCUGGUCAUUAAGCCCAUGUUGGAAGAUGAACCGAGCAGAAGACCUUCAUCCUGGCAUGCCUUACAUGCUUUCGACAAAGUGGUGACAUCGUUGGGGUAUCGCCUGGAGUCAAACUGCAAUGAACCACAUUAG
This is a messenger RNA of Psilocybe cubensis, 1023 nucleotides long. RefSeq lists its product as uncharacterized. Gene Ontology annotation, molecular function: protein kinase activity; ATP binding. Gene Ontology annotation, biological process: protein phosphorylation. The record is from RefSeq and is a predicted model, not a curated record. The transcript has 5 exons. Lineage: Eukaryota; Fungi; Basidiomycota; Agaricomycetes; Agaricales; Agrocybaceae. Bases 1 to 1023 code for a protein of 340 amino acids.